Molecule: messenger RNA, 1497 nt
Organism: Kluyveromyces lactis
Lineage: Eukaryota; Fungi; Ascomycota; Saccharomycetes; Saccharomycetales; Saccharomycetaceae
Gene: RQT4
Product: Rqt4p
Exons: 1
Coding region: 1-1497 (498 amino acids)
Biological process (GO): regulation of DNA-templated transcription
Cellular component (GO): nucleus
Molecular function (GO): zinc ion binding
Source: RefSeq, a predicted model, not a curated record
AUGACGAAAGAGGAUGCUAUUGAGUAUGCUAUAAAGGAAUUGCCCAACAUUUUGCCACUAGAUACAGAACAGAUCAAAGAUCUAUGUGAACAGACGAUAAAAGAAGGCAACAACCCUGAACAGAUAGCCCAAUCCUUUUUUGAUCUUUUAGGGCAAGACGACUCAUCGGUACAUUUCAUAUUUGAGUUCAAUGAGAGGCUCAUGGAAUUGCCCCGUAAAACGGCUGUCAAGAAACCAAUAGUGAACGAAACAACCAAUACUAAAAAAGUGAUAUCUCCAUUGAUUAAUACUGUGAAAACCAAUGAUUCCAGGGCCGAGUUCGCCAACAAGUCUAUUCAAGCAACGAAACCGAUAUUGAAUAGAGAAUUAAAAAAGGUACCGACUGCCAAGGCUGUGAAAAAGGAUUCGGGGAAAGAGAGUAAAGAAGUCAGAUUAGAUUCAUUGAAGGAUAUCGAUGAUGUGUUAAAGAUGUUGGAGAUGAGGUCAGUCUCUGGGGAUUCCGGUCAAUAUAAAUGCAAUUGCCAGGGAACAAGGCACCCAAUAUUCGAUCCUGCACCAAACUGUCUGUCAUGUGGCAAAAUAAUAUGUGUCAAAGAAGGUUUGCAUAUGAACAAUUGCAGCUUUUGCGGAGCUGAAUUAAUCCCAGCUAAGGAACGCGAACAAAUCUUAGAAUUGCUACGGUUAGAGAGAGAACAAAUAGAGCUUCAGAAAGUUGAAGAGAACAAGCCCAAGCCGAAGCAAACCAAGAAAUAUAAGAUUAAAUCUGGUGCAGGCACAAAUUUAUGGCAAGAACAAGAGAAAAUGCUACAAAGAGUGGAGAAAGAUCGGGAACAAGAGAGAGAGAUUAAACGACAACAAAUAUUGAAUGGGGAGUCAAAGGAAGAAGAGGAGGAUGAACAACUUAUUGAAGCACGAAAUCGACUCGACAAGCUACUUCAUUUCCAGGAUACCAGUGCUGAAAGAACCAAGAUCAUUGACAAUGCUAGUGAUUUCGCUAUGAAUGAAGAUGUCAUGUGGGGUUCUGCUUACGAAAGAGCAUUACAACUAAAGAAACAGCAAAGAAAUUUACGAAAAUGGGAAAAGAUUGAGAAUGAACGCAAUGGAAGGCGUGAAAAGGUCGUCUUGGACUUGACGAUCGGUAAGGAUGGUAAAGUUGUUAUGACAGAAGCAGUUAGAAAGAGCAGCAAAAAAACGAAUGCAACUAGUGAUGAUGAAAUAGAUGAUAUUAGCGAUGAAGAAGAUCUCCAAGACUUGGAAGAUAUCAAGAAUUUGAAGUUAGAGAUAAAUCAACAAAAACAGAAGGAGAGUUCCAAGUUAACAAACAAUGUUUGGGAUUAUAACAAGGCGCAGUCGGAGUUUAAGAAACCUGUAUACAUAGCAAACGCUGAGGAAGAAAAAGAAUCUGCUCCUAAAAAGGUAUCAAAUGAAGUUCAUCGUGUCCAAGUAGGUAUUGAUGAUAGACCAUCACUUCAAGAUAGCAUUUUGGCAAUUUUGUGA